UUGUAGACAGCAUUGUAUCGCAUUUCAGUUGUUCAGUUAUUCUUGAAUUAUUCCCUAUUAGCUGUACCCAAAUUUUAUAUUCUAAGGUGAAAUUUAUUACAAUAACUAGUUGCCUUUUCUAAAACCUUUUUCUAUUAUUCUUGUAGUGCCAACACUGAAUUAUAAAUUAUAAAUUAGUUACCGAGCAUCUUGAAUUCUAGCAUUGACUCGACGAACCCUAUUGUAAGUACUUAGUACCGAAACGUAAACAAAUACUAAAUUACAUUAAUCCAUAGAUUAGAGCUAAACUCUCAAGAGCAAGACGGGGAAUCCGUUCUCAUCGCCACUUCUAGAAAAGUAUACCAAAAUUCUUAAAGCAUACACCACCAACAAAUUGUGUUGCUCUAUAGAGUUGGAUACAACCUCAACAUUCUUUAAGAAUUUUGUCUGGGUAUCAGAGGAUGGCAGAUCAACAGAAAUCACCCCGUAAUUGCCAGUCCUGCACUCGAAGAGAUUCGGCCGACUAUGAGAUGGUACAGUGCGAGAGUUGUAAGUUGUGGGAGCACUUCGGCUGCGCCGGUGUUGACGAGCAGAUCCGGCAGCCUGAAGUCCCAUAUGUGUGUAAACGAUGUAUGCAGCAAGGAGUCUCUGACAACGCUACUCUAGUGCCGCCUCCCAGUGAGCACCAUCGCUCUAAAGGAGCGAAAGGCAGUUCCAAGGUGAGUUCGAAAGCCGCUUCACGAAGAACAAAGAAGAACGUGGAUCCAUCUGGAAGCGUAACGUCUAGUGUUCGAGCCGCUAUGCUUACGGAGCAGCUAAAGCUUGUCGAGGAGGAGCGAAUGUUGGCAGAACAAGAGCUGCGUGAACAAGAGGAAGUUAAGAAGCAACAGAUGGAAGAAGAAGAACGUCGAUUAGAAGAAAAACGGAAGCUAGCGGAUGAAGCGAACCAGCUCCGUGAUCGAAAAUUAAAGGAAGAGCUUGAGUUGAAGCGGAAACAACAGCAGGUUAGACGAGAAUCGUUCGAGAAGCGUCAGGAAAUCAUUCGGCAACUAACUGAAGUAAACAGCAGGUGCGAAUCGCUCAGGAGUUCCUCCUCGAGUUCUAUCGUAAGUUCCAAGCAGAAGGUAACACAUUGGUUAGCGGAGCAAGAUACUAAAAUUUCGGCUGGCCAACGAUGUGGACAAACGAUUGCUGUCAACCACACCGAAAUUCCCGAGAACCAGAUGAAUAUCUCCUCAUCUCGACAGCCGUUAGAGCCCUUAGAAGCUAUACAUCAUCAGCAACAAGUUGACAGACAAGUGAGGACAUCCAACCGUAAUCAAAUUCCGGAAAACGUUGGACAUGCGUCCGUACCUCAUCAACUAUCACCACUAGAGACCCUUAAUCCUCAGUCGUUGAUUAUGGGACUGCCUCAACAGCACGUUUCAGCUUCGCCAUCUGCAGUUUCUCUCAACACACAUACGCUCUCACAAGUACAAAUCGCAGCGCGACAGGUUCUAGGAAAGGAUUUGCCGACAUUCAGUGGGAAUCCGGAGGAGUGGCCCAUCUUUAUAAGCAACUUCGAACAGUCGUCGGAUGCGUGCGGUUACUCGGAUGCAGAAAACCUUGUACGCCUACAACGAUGCCUGAAGGGCCACGCCCUGGAAUCAGUGAGAAGUCGUCUGCUUCUGCCGGCGAGCGUUCCGCAUGUAAUUCAAACUUUGCGCAUUCUGUACGGGAGACCGGAGCUUAUCAUACGCUCACUGUUGAAUAAAAUUCAACACGUUCCAGCUCCGCGGCACGACAGGCUGGAAACCGUGAUCCAGUUCGGGCUCGCGGUGCAAAACUUUGUAGAUCAUCUUAAAGCGGCCAAUCAGCAGAACCAUCUCUCGAAUCCAGCUUUGAUGCAAGAACUUGUAGAGAAACUGCCUGGCUCUAUGAGACUCGACUGGGCCAUCUACAAAAGCAAAACGCAACCUGCGACCCUCGAAACCUUCGGAGAUUUCAUGUCCGGAAUUGUGACCGCUGCCAGUGAAGUAUCGUUCGAGCUGCCCGGAAUGACUGGAAUCUCGCGGAGCGAUAAACGAAAGUCAAAAGACUUUGGUGGCCUCCAUAUGCACUCUGAGGAACAAGAACCAUCCGAAGCUUCGACUAGUGCUUCGUACCAUCCGAAAACAGGUAAGCCCUGUUUAGCAUGCGGUCGCGUGGGUCAUCGAGUAGCGGAAUGUGAGCAGUUUAAAAAUGCGGAUUUGGACGCGCGCUGGGAAUUAGUUCGGCAGAAGGGGCUAUGCAGAACUUGUCUCAACGGUCAUGGAAAAUGGCCGUGUCGUUCCUGGAAAGGCUGCGAUAUCGAAGGGUGUCGACAAAAACAUCACACGCUCCUGCACACAUCCUCCCCUCAUCCUGAGAACGUUGGAAUAUCCGCCAGUCACGCAUCCACUGGACAUCUCAAGUGGCCACUGUUCCGUAUUGUACCCGUCGUUCUUUUCAAUAACGGUAUCUCCACCACAACAUUUGCCUUCCUCGAUGAGGGUUCCUCAUACACCCUUCUAGAAGAAUCCAUCACUAAAGAGCUAGGAGUCCGUGGUCAAGCCGAACCUUUGACACUGCAGUGGACUGGAGACGUCAAGCGUGUUGAGUCGAAGUCGGAGCGGGUUCGGUUGCAUAUUUCCGGAAAGAAUAGUCGUGUUCAGUACGAACUUACCGAUGCUCGUACUGUUAGUCGUCUAGUACUGCCUCCACAGUCGCUUAAAUAUUCAGACUUGGCACAACGAUUCCCACACCUGCGCGGUCUUCCUAUGGAAGAUUAUGAGUUAAUACAACCGAAACUUCUAAUAGGCUUAGACAACCUGAGGCUAUGUGUGCCAGUGAAGCUAAGAGAGGGAAGACCGGCUGAUCCAAUUGGAGCAAAAUGUCGCCUGGGCUGGAGUAUCUAUGGCUGUAUCCACGACAACGCUACAAAUUCGGCAGUUGUAAAUUUCCAUGCGGGAGCUACGUCGGAUUCUGAUAGGGAGAUGAAUGAACAACUUCGCGAUUUCUUCUGCCUGGAAAACUCUGGGAUCUCAAGUCCAUUCGAGGCUCCAGAAUCCGAGGAAGAUAAACGGGCCAGGUUUAUAUUGGAGGAGACUACCAGACGUGACCCCUCCGGGUCUUUCUUUGAGACAGGACUGCUGUGGAGAACUAACUAUCCACAGUUUCCUGACAGCUACCCAAUGGCUGUACGUCGGCUGAUAGCACUCGAACGAAAAUUACAUAGCAACUUGGAUCUAAAGAAACGCGUGGGCGAGCUGAUUCAAGAGUAUCAGCGUAAAGGCUAUGCUCACAAAGCUACAUUAGCCGAACUAACCUCGGUUGAAGCUGGACGGGUAUGGUACCUCCCACUUGGCGUAGUCACCAAUCCACGAAAACCUGGAAAAGUCCGUCUGAUAUGGGACGCCGCGGCGAAAGUGGGAGAGGUGUCGUUCAAUUCUAAAUUACUGAAAGGACCAGACUUGCUUACCCCGCUCCCAUAUGUACUAUACCAAUUCCGCCUGUAUCCAGUAGCAGUGUGUGGAGACAUAAUGGAAAUGUUCCACCAGAUUAGGAUUCGUUUUCCUGAUUGUCAAUCGCAACGAUUCCUGUAUCGUGAAAGCUCCUUGGAUCGCCCGCAGGUAUACAUAAUGGACGUCGCAACAUUUGGUUCCACGUGCUCGCCGGCUUCCGCUCAGUAUGUGAAGAAUCUUAACGCCCACCAAUUUUCCGAGGAGUAUCCCAGGGCCACUGAAGCCAUCACAAAAAAGCAUUACGUGGACGAUUACCUUGAUAGCUUCCACACCACGGAAGAAGCUAUAGAGGUAGUGAAGGAAGUUAUGCUGGUUCAUUCCAAAGCUGGCUUCACGCUGCGACAUUUCCUGUCCAACGAGCAAAGUGUAUUGCAGGGAAUCGGGGAGACUUCGGAAUCCCAACCAAAGGAUAUGGACUUAGAACGCGGAGGAAGAACCGAGUCGGUCCUUGGAAUGAAGUGGAUGCCGUUCGAGGAUGUAUUUGUCUACGCCUUUGGCCUGAGAGAGGACCUAAUGUACGUACUUCAGGAAACACAUGUACCGACAAAACGAGAAGUGGCUCGAGUGGUAAUGAGUUUGUUCGACCCGCUUGAUUCUAUCGCAUUCUAUCUCGUGCACGGAAAAAUACUACUUCAAGACAUUUGGGCAAAAGGCACAGCAUGGGACCAAGUGAUACCAGACGACCUCAAUAAACGGUGGCAACAAUGGACGAACUACUUUGAAUCAUUGCAACAGCUUCGCAUACCGCGAUGCUACUUCCAUCCAUUUCCUUCGAUGAAUUCCAGCCGAAUUGAACUGCAUCUUUUCGUCGACGCUAGCGAGGCUGCGUAUGCUUGCGUCGUGUAUUUCCGCCUGGAAGACGAAAACGGCAUACAAUUAGCACUAGUAGGAGCGAAAGUUAAAGUAGCUCCGUUGAAGACUCUCUCGAUUCCCAGACUGGAGUUGAAGGCAGCUGUUAUUGGUGUUCGGCUGUUAGACACCAUUCAAAACCAACACACCUAUCCAAUUUGUCAGCGUUACUGUUGGAGUGAUUCUGGGACCGUUCUCGCGUGGAUUCGAUCGCACGACCAUAGACGAUUUCACAAAUUUGUGGCGGUUCGUGUUGGCGAAAUUCUGACAUCCACGGAGCAGAACGAAUGGAGAUGGGUGCCAUCGAAACAAAACGUUGCUGAUCUUGCUACUAAAUGGGGUACUGGCCCACAAAUAUCCAUGGACAGUCCCUGGUUCCAAGGUCCGAAUUUCCUAUACGAUUCAAAGGAAAACUGGCCCCGACAGCGUCCGAUUACUUCAACAGAAGUGGAACUACGACCAGCCCAUAGUCAUCUUGCGCAUUUUUAUCCAAUAAUGGAUUACUCUCGGUUCAGCAGUUGGUCGAAAAUGCAUCGUGUAGUAGCGCACGUGUUACGUUUCUUUGAAAAUCUCCGACGCAAGAAAGAUGGACACACUUUGCAGCAUGGUAUCCUCAAGAGUGAUGAGCUGCAGCAUGCUGAAGUGGCAUUAUUGAAAGCAGCACAACGCGAAGCAUUCUCUAGAGAAGUUAUCAUACUUAGUAAAAGUCAAGGGCCGCCAGAGCGACGUCACAACGCCGUGGGAAGUUCCAGUCCUAUUUACACCAAGUGGCCUUUCCUAGAUGAGAGAGGUAUUCUGCGAAGUCGUGGAAGGAUUGGCGCUGCACCGUAUACAUCGAUGGAUACCAAAUAUCCUAUAAUCCUUCCCAAACAGCACCCAAUUACGUUUCUACUGGUAGACGGGUUUCAUCGUCGCUAUCAACACGCUAACCGGGAGACUAUCUUCAAUGAAAUUCGUCAACGCUUCGACAUUCCUACUCUGAGACGACUGUUGGACAAGAUUAUCAGGAAAUGUUUGUAUUGUCGCAUGCUCAAGGCGGUUCCGAACCCACCCGCCAUGGCUUCUCUUCCUGAAAUGCGUCUGAAGGCGUUCAUAAGGCCCUUUACCUAUACUGGACUGGAUUAUUUCGGACCGGUGCUUGUUAAGGUGGGUAGAAAUAAUUCAAAGCGGUGGGUAGCACUUUUUACUUGCCUUACCAUCCGAGCUGUGCAUUUGGAAAUUGUUCACACCUUGAGCACUGAAUCAUGCAUUAUGGCCGUUCAACGGUUCGUUUCUCGCCGAGGACUACCAAACGAAUUUUGGACCGACAACGCAACCUGUUUUCAAGGUACAAGCAACGAAUUGAAAGCAAACAUUGCAAUUGUGAACGAAGCAUUAGCGGAGAAGUUCACAAGCCCCCAGACCACUUGGAAGUUUAUUCCGCCAGCAACACCACACAUGGGUGGUGCAUGGGAAAGGCUAGUUCGAUCGGUAAAGGUUGCGAUUGGGGCGAUACUGGAUAGUCCUCGAAAGCCUGACGACGAGACGUUGGAGACAACCCUGUUAGAAGCUGAAAUGAUGGUGAACUCCAGACCACUCACCUAUAUUCCUCUGGAGUCGGCAGAUGACGAAGCCUUGACGCCGAAUCAUUUUUUACUGGGUAACUCAUCCGGGGCGAAGUUUCUGCCAACGGAGAACAUUGACAGUCCCUCAGUUCUAAGAAGCAGCUGGAAGUUGGCGAGAUCUAUUACAGAUGAAUUUUGGCGCAGGUGGCUGAAGGAAUACCUUCCAGCGAUCACACGACGUUGCAAGUGGUUUCAGGAUGUGAAGAACUUAGAAGUCGGCGACUUGGUCUUCGUGGUUGGAGAAAAGGCGAAAAAUCAGUGGACACGUGGUCGAAUCGAGGAAGUUAUCGUAGGAAAAGACGGCAGAGUUCGCCAGGCGUUGGUACGAACAUCAACGGGAAUAGUUCGUCGACCAGCUGUUAGACUUGCCGUAUUGGACGUCAUGGAUGAAUGCAAACCUGGUUCCGAGCUUCAGGAUCAACACCAAGGUUUACGAGCGGGGGGAUGUGACGAUAAGCCCCUCCGUAAUGGCAACACUGCUGACUGUGCCAACUCCGUCUCUACGUUCGACUCUGGACUCGAAAAUUGAUAUGUCAUAAUCGUAGACGAAUUU
Molecule: messenger RNA, 6506 nt
Organism: Aedes albopictus (Asian tiger mosquito)
Lineage: Eukaryota; Metazoa; Arthropoda; Insecta; Diptera; Culicidae
Exons: 2
Coding region: 441-6482 (2013 amino acids)
Biological process (GO): DNA integration
Molecular function (GO): nucleic acid binding; zinc ion binding
Source: RefSeq, a predicted model, not a curated record